AUGGGCGGCAUUAAAGAUAUCAAUUUUAGGCCGGACAGAGAUAUACCUACUCUAACGGACAAAGUUAUCCUGGUCACUGGAGGCACAGCAGGACUUGGAAGUAAUACAGUCAGAGUUCUUGCGAAACAUAACCCAUCACACAUUUACUUUACAGGACGUAAUGAUAACGCGGCGUCAGCUCUCAUAGAAUUUAUCAAGAAGGAUGUCCCAUCAGCGGAUCUAACCUUUCUGUCUAUUGAUCUGUCUUCACUCUCAUCAAUCGCUGCUGGGAUCAAAACGUUCAAGCAUGAUCGUCUCGAUAUUUUCAUGGGCAAUGCAGGUAUCAUGGCCGUACCUGCUGCUCUCAGCAAAGACGGAUACGAAAUCCAGUUUGCAACAAAUCAUCUCGGCAAUGCUGCCGUUCUCCAUCAUUUACUACCAAUCAUGCUCAAGACUGCUGAGCUCCCCUCCUCCGACGUACGAAUUGUACUGAAUACUUCUUUGGGAUGGAAGUUUCGUCCGAGUCAAGGCAUCAUCUUUGACAAAUUGAAAACAGCCCAAGAGGAUCUACCCUUUGGGACGUGGAGCCGCUACGGACAAAGCAAGGUAGCCAGCAUACUGUAUGCAGCAGAGCUUGCGCGUCGCUAUCCGCAGAUAACGUCUAUAGCGAUUCAUCCAGGAGUUAUCAACACGGGGCUUGUCUCGAACUUAUCUUUUUGGCAUAAAUGGUUUGUUUAUGCGACUACUGUGGGCCAAACAAUAACAGUUGAGCAAGGCAUUAUGAAUCAAACGUGGGCUGCCGCGGGAGCGAAAAAGGAAGAGCUGGUCAAUGGCGCAUAUUACAUGCCGGUCGGUGUUGAGAGCAAUUCAACACUGGACGCAACGGCGGAGGAUCCAAAUUUGGCAAAGCAAUUGUGGGAAUGGACGGAAACAGUUUUGGGGAAUUGA
This is a messenger RNA of Botrytis porri, 927 nucleotides long. RefSeq lists its product as uncharacterized. The transcript has 2 exons. The record is from RefSeq and is a predicted model, not a curated record. The coding region runs from base 1 to 927 and encodes 308 amino acids. NCBI's taxonomy places the organism in Eukaryota, Fungi, Ascomycota, Leotiomycetes, Helotiales, Sclerotiniaceae.